This is a messenger RNA of Lolium perenne, 1347 nucleotides long. NCBI's taxonomy places the organism in Eukaryota, Viridiplantae, Streptophyta, Magnoliopsida, Poales, Poaceae. The record is from RefSeq and is a predicted model, not a curated record.
AUGGCCGGAGGAGCCGCUCGCCCAAUCGCCCAUGACGCCCGCUGCAGGGCCGGGACGAGGCGCCCGCUGCGGGCCAGGGACGAGGAGGCCGCGCCCGCCCCGUCCGCUGCGAGCUCGGCCGCGGCCGCCCGUCCGCUGCGCCUCGGCACGACGCCGGCUUCCCCGCGCGUCGCCAUCCACGACGCCGGCCGCCCCGCGCUCACCUCCCCCGAGCCACGCGAGGGCUCGCGCGCCUCGCCAUGGCCGCGCCGUUGCGGGCUCGCCGCGCCGCGCAGCGCCGUCGCCGGCCUCGCCAUGCCGCGCAUGGGCUCGCGCCGGGCUCGCCGCCGCCGGCUGCGCCAUCGCCGGCGUCGCCACGCACGCGCUGUCGCCGGCCUCGCCCGCCACGCGAGGGCUCGCGCCGCGCCACGCCAUGCCGCCGCGGGCGCCGACCGCACGGGCACGGGGCUGGCCGCGCCUCGCCUCGCCAACGCCACGCGGGGCCGGGGCCGGCCGCGCUACGCCACCGCGGGCGCCGGUCGCGCGGGCACGGGGCUGGCCGCGUCUCGCCUCGCCCCGUCGCCGGCCUCGCCACGCCGCGCGAGGGGCUCGCGCCUUGCCGCGCCUCGGGCGCCGCCGUCGCAGGCCCGCGCCAUCUCGCGCUCGCGGCUGCGGGGGAGGGCAGGGGAGGGGAGCGGGGCACGGCCGGACGCCUGCGCCUGGACGCCGCGCCGCGCCCGCGGGGUGAUGACCCACAAAUGCGCUGACAUCGACAUUGCAGCCAGGCCGUCGAUGCGUACCGGAGAAGCAGUGGAGUACAACUACUGUGCCGCACAUGUUCCGCCGUUCACGGCGGCAGCCGCACGGACCUGCAGCUGGCCACCUCGCCGGACACGACGGUUGCAGCAUGGGCUGGAGCUGGACCCGUCGCGUCCACGUCAGGUGGCGACCGAACAGAUCGACGGACCUCUCGCUCGUAUCCAUCCUGGUCCAGGCCGCCCCUACAAGAUCCUGCCGACUGCCGCGCGCGCGGCGCCGUUGGCACGCGUCCAUCCGUCCGUCGCCGUCGCUGCCGUGGAUCACGUGAACGCGAUGCCCAUCAUCGCCUGGAGCAGUGGUCCGCCGCAACUGGGCCUGGUCGCCGACGGAGCCAGUUGUGCGGCGCGACAAAUUCCUCCGCGCGCUAGCUUCCCAGGACCAGCACCAACGACAUCAAGUGGGGUUGCCGUCGGCACGAGUACGGCGUACAAACAGCUGAUCUCCCUUUCUGACGCGGACAUCCGUCUUUACAGUUCCGUGGCCGAUCACGGGCGCCGGGACAGCUCCGUUAGCUCUCCACCACGGUCAAAACGUGCGCACUCUGAUUAG